Chelonoidis abingdonii (Abingdon island giant tortoise) is the source of this 527-nucleotide messenger RNA. RefSeq names its product thialysine N-epsilon-acetyltransferase-like. Lineage: Eukaryota; Metazoa; Chordata; Testudines; Testudinidae. Gene Ontology annotation, molecular function: N-acetyltransferase activity. The record is from RefSeq and is a predicted model, not a curated record.
GCACCAUGAACUGCAUCAUCCGACCAUGCACGGUGAAGGACUGCAAAGUCGUCCUGCAGUUCAUCAAGAGCAUUGCCAUUGAUUACAAGGUGCCCCCCACCGAUGUGAAAGUCACCCUGGAAGUGCUGAGAGAGGACGGGUUCGGGGCGCGACCCCAAUACGAGUGCUACCUGGCGGAGCUGCCCCCCGGGCAGACGAACAAGGAGGGUGGCAGCGUCGUGGGUUAUGUCCUUUUCACCUACACCUACAGCACGUGGAAGGGAAGGAACCUCUACAUGGACAAUCUGUACGUCCAGCCCCAGUUCAGAGGCCAGAAGAUCGGGAAGCGGCUGAUAGAGAAGGCUGCCCAGGCAGCCGUGAGCAAGGGCUGUGGCCAGCUCCGCAUGCACGUGGCCAACUGGAAGGCCAAGGACAAGGACUUCCUGGCCCGCCAGGGGGGCGAGGACCUGACGGCCAAGGAGGGCUGGACCCUCUUCAACUUAGACGAGGACGCCCUGCGGAGACUGGCAGCCCAGAGCACAAUUUAG